CGACAUUUUAAUAUUUUUUUAACAUAGUUUGUUGGUAUAAAAUAAUCUAGUAGUUUCUUCUAUAGAAAUCAGUAGAAAAAUUUAAGAAACUAAGUUAACGAAAUAAGCUGAUUUACUGUAUAAUUUUCGUGUGUGAGUCAUCUUAAAAAGAAAAAAAAAAGAAAAAGAAAAUCAAAAGACGAUUCCAUCUUUAUUUACGUUUUAUUGUGGAAAGCUAUUAAAAUAUUAAUAAGUAUACUAAAUAAUUAAAUUUGUGUUAAAGUAUUUUUAAAGCAAGCAAAAUUCAUUUAAGAAAACUAAUAAAUUAAAGAUGUACGAUCCCAAUCAAGGAUAUCCGCAAGGAGGCUAUCCACAAGGAGGAUACUCGCAAGGAGGUUAUCCACCACCAGGAGGCUAUCCACCACCACAAGGCUAUCCCGCAGGAGGAUACCCACAACCUGGUGGUUAUCCACCACCAGGUGGAUAUCCUCAACCAGGUGGCUACGGACCACCACCACAACCAGGUUUUGUACCCCCCGGAGGUGGAGGAUACAGUUCGAGUGGAUAUGGAUAUGAUCCAGAAGCUGGAGCUUCAAAUGAAGAUAUAAAAGGAAUUGGCUUUACGGAUGAAAGUAUUCGUAGAGGUUUCAUCAGAAAAGUAUACAGUAUUUUAAUGAUUCAGCUAGUGAUUACAUUUGGUAUUGUUGCUUUGUUUGUGUACCACAUGCCAACACAAAUUUGGGCUAAAAACAAUUCGUAUAUGGUUUGGGUUGCAUUAGGGGUUUUAUUCGUUACAAUGAUUGCAAUGGCAUGUUGUGAAAAUGUUCGUCGCACGGCACCAACGAAUAUGAUAUUUCUGGGUUUGUUUACGCUUGCUGAGUCAUUUCUACUAGGUUUUGUGUCAUCAAAUUAUGAACCAGAUGCUGUUGUCAUGGCUGUUGGUAUAACGGCAGCUGUAUGUUUGGCAUUAACAUUAUUUGCCCUGCAAACGAAGUGGGAUUUCACGACAUGUGGCGGGGCAUUGUUAGUAAUACUAGUCGUAUUUAUGCUAUUCGGUUUGAUUAAAAUAUUCUUGCCACAUUCAAAGACAUUGCAAUUGGUAUAUGCAUCACUUGGUGCGCUCAUAUUUUCAUUUUAUUUGAUUUAUGAUACUCAAUUGAUGAUGGGCGGAAAACAUAAAUAUUCAAUAAGUCCAGAGGAGUACAUUUUUGCUGCAUUAAAUCUUUAUUUGGAUGUUAUUAAUAUUUUCAUUUACAUUUUGCAAAUAAUUGGAGCUUCUAGAGACUAGGAAUCGGAGUAAAUAUAAGAUUUUUAAGAAUGUGUGUACAAGGAGCUGGAUUUCAUUUAUUGAAUUGAAAAGAAUACUAAAAUAAAAGAAAUAGAAAAAAUUGAUUAAAAAGAAAUUUAAAGAGAAAUUUUUUUAUUAUUUAAAUACUGAUCAUGUGUACAAGAUAAAAUAGAUAUUGAAUGGAAAAUCCCCCUCUUUUAUAUGUAUAUAUUUUUUUUGGUAAUUUUUCUUUUUAAGAGUUGUGAUAAAGAAUUUAAGACAAAACAAAAACGAAAUAUGUAGUAGAAUCCAUGAAAAUUAUUAUUUAUCCUUAACUAUAAUAGUUUUUUCUGUAAUAUAUUCGUAGCAUACUUAUCGGCUUUAAUUUUUUGAAAGGGAUAAAUAUCAAGGUUUUCGAAUCUUUAUAUGCAUAACCUUUUCAAAACUACAUAUUUUUUAAAAAUAAAUAAUUCUGAAAAUUUUAAUAAUUUCAAUUUACUAAAUUUUUUCCUAAAUCUAAAUGUUGCAUAAUAUUUAAAAGUCAUUUAAUACAUGUUAGUUCAUUUCCUCCAAAGCCACUUCAAACCUUUGAAAUUAUAUAUAU
Condylostylus longicornis is the source of this 1850-nucleotide messenger RNA. Its product is annotated as protein lifeguard 1-like. Gene Ontology annotation, cellular component: membrane. The record is from RefSeq and is a predicted model, not a curated record. The coding region runs from base 311 to 1267 and encodes 318 amino acids. Lineage: Eukaryota; Metazoa; Arthropoda; Insecta; Diptera; Dolichopodidae. The transcript has 3 exons.